AUGGAGCCGAUCUAUGAUAAUCGCGUAUCAGUAAAAAACAAAUUAGGUUUCAUUGACGGAUCUAUUGAGUGUCCCACCAGUGAUCAUCUACCGGCAUGGAUUAGCAAUAACCAUGUGGAGCAGCAAUCGGUGAGUCUAUACUUCACCAAGUUGAAGACUGUUUGGGAUGAAUUACAUCAAUUUCGUCCCGUUUGCACUUGUACUUGCACAUGUGGUGGUGCUAAGUCCGUUUCUGAGUUUCUACAACUGGAAUACAUUAUCAAUUUGCUCAUGGGACUCGAUGAGUUCUACGGUUCAACUCGAGCAGAGUUAUUAUUGAUGGAUCCGCCGCCAUCUGUUAAUAAAGCUUUAUCAUUAGUUCGACAGGACGAGCAGCAAAGAUCGAUUGGCACCUCAGCUACGAUUCCUACUGCUCCUUCCUUUGCACUGGUUGCUCAACACUCUGCAUCUAAACCACCUUCGAAAGCCACUAAUUAUGUGAUGAAUCAGAAGUUACAUGGAUAUCCGCCUGGCUAUCGAAGUGGUCAGCGAUUUUCACCUGGAUCUCAGAAUCCUGGUGCUUCGAAGUCUUCUGAAUUCUCUGCCCUAGCCGCUUCACAUGCGAAUUCUCAUGCUAUUAGCCACUACCAACAACUUUUUCAAUUACUUCAAUCUCAGCUUUCAACUGGCAAAUUUGUUGCUGACACGGACACUACUACCUCUUACACAGUAGAUACUGAUACUCAAUCUUUGAUCCUCGAUUUUGGUGCAUCUGCACAUAUAUGUGGUUGUCGCAAAUUGUUUGAUAAAAUACACAAGAUUUCUCCUGUCCAUGUUAAUCUGCCAAAUAAACCUCGAUUUGUGGUUGAAUACUCUGGUUUUGUACGGUUAUCUGAUCAUCUGUCUAUACAUGGUGUUUUAUACAUUCCUGAGUUUUAUUUCAACCUCAUCUCAGUUAAUGUAUUGUUGAGGGACAUGCCUUCUCUAUCAGUAGAAUUCACUAACGACACUUGCAUUAUCCAGGACAAGUCCAUUUCGAAGACGAUUGAUAAGGGUAGAUUGUGUCAUGGCCUUUACCUACUUGACAAUACUUCAGAAUGUUCCUCUACUGUACAGUCUAUUUGUGUUUCUGCUUUUACACUUGUUUCAUUUGAUGUUUGGCAUAAUCGUCUUGGUCAUCCAUCCUUUACUAGAUUACCAGCUUUAAAGAGUGUGUUACCUGUUGAUAAUUGUUCAUUGGAGGAUUUUCUUACUGAUUCAUGUGAUUUCCCAUUUUUGGAAUCCUCGGGUAAUGAUGUAUCAGUUAACCCUUUUCCAGACUUGGUUUUGCCAAAUGUCAUUGAUUUUCAAAUUGAUAUGCCUGCUGAUCAUAUUGAUAUGACUAAUGCUGAUAUCGAUAUACCAGCUGUUGUACCUACUACUAUCAUUUCCCCUACUGUUCCCAUUGAGCCAUGUGCUCCUGCCACUGUGCCUAGUGCUGAUGGGUCUUCAUCCACGCCAGUUGUGUCUGAACCUAUGCCUAACACAGCACCUAGUGUGUCUACACCUAUGUCUAACACAGGAUCUUCGAUUGUACCUUUGGAUAUUGUCCCUCGGCGUUCUACUAGGCCUUCCAAAAUGCCUUCAUAUUUACAGGAUUUUCAUUGUAGUCUUUUGACUAACUCUUUGCCAUCUCCCGCUUCUACAAGGCAUCCCUUACAGCAGUAUUUAUCAUAUUCACGGCUUUCUUCUGCUCAUUGA
Molecule: messenger RNA, 1719 nt
Organism: Momordica charantia (bitter melon)
Lineage: Eukaryota; Viridiplantae; Streptophyta; Magnoliopsida; Cucurbitales; Cucurbitaceae
Source: RefSeq, a predicted model, not a curated record